AUGUCAAAGAAUUCACGUUCAUCUUCUACAGCAGUUAAUUCAUCUCAACGAAAUUUACAUAAUCCUCUUAUGAGAACUCCUGUUUCAGAUGUCUCUAACAGAUCUCCUCUUUCAGAUAUCACAAAUGGUCCUCUUACGAGAACUCCUGUUUCAUAUAUCUCUAACAGAACUCCUCUUUCAGAUAGCACAAAUUUUACUCUACCAAAUGAAAGGCGUAAGCUUCAAAAAUUAACACUUGAUAAUAAGAAAUUGUUAAAUGCAUCGUCAUCAUCAACAAAUGUUCGUAACAUCUUUUCUGACAAUGCAAAUAUGGUUGAAUGUUCUGAUUCUAUGGAUCAACAUAUGUACUCCAUUGCGUGUCGAGCAGUUAGAAAUGCUACUGGUUCUUUAAUUUCAACUACACCAUGUACACCAGCAGAUAGCAACCGUCGAUAUUCCAUUACUUCUAGCAUUAUUAGCAGUAACAAUCAGUCGAUAUUGGGUAGUAACUCUACGCUUACACGGCUGUCUUCUGGUAAACGUAACCUUGAGUGUAAGAAGCGUGAUAAUACUCCUGUACCUAUGCUCUGUUUGGAUUCCGAUCAAGAAAAUGUGUUUUUUUGCACUGAUGAAGAUCCUUAUAAAGGGAUAUCUAAAGAUUAUUUGGACCAUGGUGACCAAGUGCUUACAUGUCAGCUUUGUAGUGCAAAGUUAUGGGCAUCGGAAGGUGGAAAAGGUCGUUUAACUUUAAAUAAGCUAUGUUAUGGUAUGUGUUGUGGGUAUGGUAAAGUUCAGCUACCGCCUUUAAAGGAUGCACAUCCGUCUUAUCAAAAUUUGUUUUCUUCCUCAAAUCCAAAAAGCAAGUUCUUCCUGAAGAACAUAAGUCGAUACAACUCUAUGUUCUCUUUUACAUCUAUGGGUGGAAAGCUUGAUUCUAAUAUCAACAAGGGCAAUGCUCCAUUUAUAUAUCGUAUUAGUGGCCAAAACUAUCAUUGCAUGGGGAGUCUCAAACCUCCAGCUGGAAAUGAAGCUAGGUUUUGUCAGCUAUACAUACAUGAUACUGAAAAUGAAAUAACAAACAGACAGGCAUUAUUCAGCAAAAGAACCAAACCUUCAUCGCCUGCUGAUAAAGAACUUGAUGUUGAAAUGAUAAAGUAUUUGAGGGCUUUAUUAGAUUCACAAAAUAUGUUGGUUAAGACAUAUAGGAUGGUCAGAAACCAUUUUCACCAAUCUCCAGAUGCCAACCUUAGUCUUCGACUAAUUUAUAGAAGAGAAAAAGACGGCAGGACAUAUAACUUACCCACCACAUCUGAAGUUGCUGCUUUGGUUGUCGGAGACAUAGAUAAAGCUAUAGACCAUCAUGAUAUUGUUGUCCAGACGCAGUCGGGAAUGUUGCAGCGUAUUAGCGAAUUACACCCAUCGUAUCUUGCUCUUCAAUAUCCGUUACUUUUUCCAUAUGGUGAUGAUGGUUAUAGAGUUGAUAUUCCUCAUAGAGAUUUUAUGUCCACACAAAAGAAAAUAAAACCAAAGUGCACAAUGAGAGAAUUUUUUUCAUAUAGAAUCCAAGAUAGAACUUAUGGCUUUUACUUAAUUUUAAAUGGGCGAAGGUUGUUACAACAGUUUUUGGUUGAUGCGUACACAAUGAUUGAGAGCGAAAGAUUAAAUUACAUUCGUAGGCAACAAGCGAACCUUCGCUCUGAAACAUUUGAGAAUCUUCAAAUGUAUAAAUCUAAAGGUAAGGAAGUUUUAACAGAUACUAGAAAGCCUGUUAUACUUCCUUCUUCAUUUACUGGUGGUGCAAGAUUCAUGCAACAAAAUUACCUCGAUGCAAUGGCCUUAUGUAAGUGGUAUGGGUACCCUGAUUUCUUCAUAACUAUAACAUGUAAUCCUAAGUGGCCUGAAGUAAAAAGAUUUCUAAAAGAUUCAACCAUCAAAGCCGAAGACAGGCCUGACAUAUUGUGUCGAUUGUUUAAAAGGAAGCUUGAUUCCUUAAUUAAAGAUUUUAAGGAUUCCAAGUAUUUUGGUGAGAUUAACGCUGUUGUUUAUAGAGUAGAAUUUCAAAAGCGUGGUCUUCCUCAUGCACAUAUAUGCUUAUUCAUGAAGGUCGAUCACAAACUUCCAACCAUAGAUCAUAUAGAUCCAUUUAUUUCUGCUGAGAUUCCCGAUAAAAAAGAAGAUCCUGAACUUUAUUCUCUUGGGACUAAUUAUAUGAUUCAUGGUCCGUGUGGGAAUGCUAAUUUGAAUUGUCCUUGCAUGGUUGAUAAAAGAUGUUCAAAAAACUUUCCGAAGAAAUUCACACCACAUACAACUAUUGAUUCAAAUGGUUUUCCUGUAUACAGAAGAAGAGAUUCAGGUCAUACAGUUAUAAAAUCUGGUGUUAGAUUAGACAACAGAAAUGUUGUUCCUUAUAACAAAAGGCUUUUCAAAAGAUAUCAAGCACACAUUAAUGUUGAAUGGUGUGAUCAAGCCGGUUCAGUGAAAUAUUUGUUCAAGUACAUCAACAAAGGUCUUGAUAUGGCUACUGCGGUAGUUUCUGGUGAUACAAGUUCAACCAUCAAAGAAAAGCCAAAAGACGAGAUCAAGGAGUAUUAUGAUUGUAGAUAUAUUUCAGCUUGUGAGGCAUCCUGGAGAAUAUUCUCUAAUGAGGUUCACUAUAGGUAUCCUGCUGUUAUGAGGCUUCCCUUUCAUUUGCCCGGCCAACAUAAUGUUGUGUAUGGUGCUGAUGACGAUAUUGACAAUGUUUUAAGCAAGCCUUCUGUUGCUUCUUCAAUAUUUAUGCAAUGGAUGAAGUUGAACGAGACAAAUAAAGAUGCUAGAAAGCUGACUUAUGUUGAGUUUCCUUCCAAAUUUGUUUGGAUACUUAAAGAUAGAUGUUGGCAGGUACGUAAGUUGUACCAGUGUGUUGGCCGGAUUCAUUCUGUAUCUCCUGCUUUGGGCGAACCUUAUUUUUUGAGGAUACUACUGAAUAAAGUUAAAGGACCUAGAUCAUUUGAGGAGAUACGUACAGUUAACGGUCAAUUAUUCCCGACUUUUAGAGAUGCUUGCUAUGCGAUGGGACUUUUAGAUGAUGACAAUGAAUACAUUGAGGCCAUUAAAGAAGCAAGUUUUGAAGGACAUGCUGGACGUCAAAAAGAAACAAAUAUUUCAGUGCUUCCUGAACAUCAGAUUAAGAACCUUACUUUGUUGAAAAUUGAAAACUAUUUAAUUUCCAAUGGUUCAUCAUUACGAAGGUUUGCCACUAUGCCGUACCCUGAUGACGAUUCCUUACGUGAUGCUUCUAAUCGUCUGAUCAAUGAAGAGCUGUCACAUGACCUAGAUGAAGUACAAGCUGAGUUUAACAGGUUGCAUCAAUCUCUUACAGAUGAACAACAAGCGGUUUUUGAUGAAAUAAUGGAAGAAGUUAUAGGGCGUAAAGGAGGCCUUUUUUGUCUAUGGUUAUGGUGGAACUGGAAAAACCUUUUUAUGGAAGACUUUGGCUUCAGCUGUUCGAUACAGAAAUGGAAUAGUUUUAAAUGUGGCUUCAAGUGGUAUUGCUUCGUUAUUACUUUCCCGUGGAAGGACAGCCCAUUCUCGGUUCCAUAUUCCCAUUAA
Helianthus annuus (common sunflower) is the source of this 3570-nucleotide messenger RNA. RefSeq lists its product as uncharacterized. The coding region runs from base 1 to 3570 and encodes 1189 amino acids. NCBI's taxonomy places the organism in Eukaryota, Viridiplantae, Streptophyta, Magnoliopsida, Asterales, Asteraceae. The record is from RefSeq and is a predicted model, not a curated record. The transcript is spliced from 10 exons.